CUCUUUGCUUUGUCCUCUGCACCCUCUGACACACUGCUCUCUAUAUGGCGUAAACUUGAUGGCUGAUAGUGCAAGCAAAGCAAGCACCCCACCUUUGUUGUUUUCUUUUUUUUUGGUUUGUUUGUUCUUUUGUUUUGGGGUUUUCUUUCCCUUAAACUGACUCAAUUCCUCUUUGUCUGUAAAAAAAAUCUGCUUUUCUUUUAUAUCUCUCUUCCUUCUUUUUGGCCUUCACUACUUCUAUAAGCCCCUGUUUAUAGGGCUUCACUAGCAAAACCCACCUGCAAAAACCUCUCUCUUUCUUCUUUUCUUUCACCCUUUCUCCCCUCACACCUUGUUGUAGUUUUUUGGUCCUUCUUAGUCAAAUUAAACCUUCUUCCCUAGUUGAAUCCUCAUUUCUAUUUCUAGGGUGUGGAAGAGAAAAGAAAACAGAAGGGAAUUGUAUUAGUAGUCUGUCAUCUUCCUUUCAGCCAUCAUUUUCUUUUCUAAGGGAGACCCUGAGUGUUGACUUGCCUUAUUUUCUCUCUCACAAUUUGUGGAGAGAGAGGGAGGCUUAUGUUGGUCUGCUCUCAUUUACCAGCAACUGUCUACAGUGACACUGAAUUUGCUUCAUAUUCUUUCUUUCUUUCUUCCUUUCCCAGUUGACCUUCGGGAAAAAUAUGAGAUGGACAUUCAAAGUCUAGGCGGUUGAUGACCCUUUUCUGCCUUUGUCCUUUGGAUCAUCAAAAGUGUUUGCCUUCUGAUAUUUCACAUUUUGUCCACCAGACACCUUAACUGUUCAAAGCCCUUCCUCUCUCUCUCUCUCUCUCUCUCCUUUUGUUUUUCUUUAGUGAUUUAAUAUUAUUAUUUUUGUGGGGUGGGCUUUCAUGCAUGGAAGAAGGGUUUCUCUUAGACAGUGCAAAGAAUUAAUUGAUAGGUUUGGAUUGUGUUGCUGAGGGAAGGGUUGACAAUUGUCAAGGGAACUCCUAGCCAUAUAGGAUCUAAAGAAGGCAAGCCCUUUUUAAUUUUUAAUCAUUUUGGCCUCCUAACACAGCUCACUCACACAGUCACACCUUGUCUGCUUCUUCCUCUUUUGGUCUCCAAACACACUAACAAUACACAAAUAAAUAAACGAAAGAAAGAAAGAGCUGGGAAUGGAACUUUCUAGUCAAGAAGGAGAAAUGCCAAUCCCAUUGAACAGUACAUAUGGAGGGGGGCACAUGAUCCAUCAUGAUCAUCAUGCUGCACCCCACAACCAUAUCAUAGUAUCCUCAGCACCCCAAAUCACUUGCACUGGUCCUUCCAUACCCACAAACCUUGAUGAUGAUCAUCAUGUGGGCUUCAAGAAAGUGGUGAGAUACAGAGAGUGCCUCAAGAACCAUGCAGCAGCCAUGGGCGGCAAUGCCACUGAUGGCUGUGGUGAGUUCAUGCCCAGCGGUGAGGAGGGUAGCAUUGAAGCUCUGACUUGCUCAGCUUGCAACUGCCAUAGAAACUUCCACAGAAAAGAGAUUGAAGGUGAGCCAUCUCCCUCUUCCUGUGACUGUUACCCCUCGCAUAGUCCUCAUCUGAGCAGGGCUGGGAGGAAACUCUUCCUGGGUCACCACAAGAGUAUCCUACCUCCUGAGGCUCUAGGCCUAGGGUACCCUACAGCUACUGGGACUCUUAUACACUCAAGAGCAGCUCCAACUCCCACACCCCACCAGAUGAUAAUGUCCUACAACAUGGGCUCCCUCCCCUCGGAGUCUGAUGAUCAGGCAGAUGGUGGCGGGGUAGUGACUAGGCCACACCAGCUGGUGAAGAAGAGGUUUCGGACAAAGUUUACCCAGGAACAGAAGGAGAAGAUGCUUAACUUUGCAGACAAAGUUGGGUGGAAAAUCCAAAAGCAAGAAGAAGCUGUGGUGCAACAGUUCUGCCAAGAGAUUGGGGUCAAGAGAAGAGUCCUCAAGGUCUGGAUGCACAACAACAAGCACAAUCUAGCCAAGAAAAACCCUUCUUCCACCACCACUCCUACUACAACAACUCCUGCUACAUGACAAGCCCAAGUUAAUCAGUGUCUCAUCUCCUCUCCCUUUCCCUCUCCCUCUCUCGUUCUCUCUUACUUUGUGUUUUUCAGUUCCCCUAGCCAGUUAAUUAGUAGCUUAAAACCAUUCAUCCCUUUCUUCACACUACCUUUAUUCUUUUCUUUUCUGUUUUUUUUUUUUUUUGCCUGUUUCUUCAAUGAUAAUAUCUAUCGUUCUCCUUGGGCUUGUUUCUUGCUUAUGGUUACUCAGUAGAGUUUCAUCAGUUAUUAGUUUAUCUGAGUGAUAUGCUUUUUGCAAAUCCAUGCACUGUAUAAGUGGAUUGCAACAUUUGAUAUUCAUCGGUCUGUAGUACUUGUACCCAUAUUUUAAUCUUCAGAAGAAGCAGAAGAAGAAGAUGAGGAAGAAGAGCCUUCUAAAUUAGAACACUUUCUUUAUUGAUUUUGUAAUA
Theobroma cacao (cacao) is the source of this 2445-nucleotide messenger RNA. RefSeq names its product zinc-finger homeodomain protein 4. Gene Ontology annotation, biological process: regulation of DNA-templated transcription; regulation of developmental process. The record is from RefSeq and is a predicted model, not a curated record. Gene Ontology annotation, cellular component: nucleus. Lineage: Eukaryota; Viridiplantae; Streptophyta; Magnoliopsida; Malvales; Malvaceae. Gene Ontology annotation, molecular function: transcription cis-regulatory region binding; DNA-binding transcription factor activity.